Molecule: messenger RNA, 3050 nt
Organism: Labeo rohita (rohu)
Lineage: Eukaryota; Metazoa; Chordata; Actinopteri; Cypriniformes; Cyprinidae
Product: chemokine-like protein TAFA-3
Exons: 7
Coding region: 218-643 (141 amino acids)
Molecular function (GO): receptor ligand activity
Source: RefSeq, a predicted model, not a curated record
AAUGAAUACAUGAAGAGGAGGGACACUUGUUUUCCUAAAGAAAUACAGGAGAACAGCACUCUGGAAGAGCACUAGGGAUCGUUUUUCCAUAAUCAGAUCUUGCAAAUGAUGAAGAUGAUGACAAGGAUGAUAGUGAACCUCAGACACUCAUUUGCAUGUGAUGGCUUGCAGAUGACAGAACAUUAAGUGAAGUGUCAUACUGAAGGAAGCUGCAAGCAUGUCUUGCAAAAGAGAAAUCUGUGUGAAGCCUAUCUACAGAAAUAAAGUAAAGCAGAAACCGGGAGCUUUUCUGCUUGUGUGUGUGUGGCUCCUGUGCUCACAGUCAGUGUCCAGCAGCAACCAAAGCUCUCGAGGCCAAACCGUUAAGCCGGGUACCUGUGAGGUGGUGGCGGCUCAUCGUUGCUGUAAUAAGAAUAAAAUAGAAGAGAGGUCUCAGACGGUCAAGUGCUCAUGUCUUCCUGGACAGGUUGCUGGGACCACCCACGCCCAGCCUUCAUGUGUAGAUGCGUCUAUCAUGCGAAUGAAGUGGUGGUGUCAAAUGGAGCCAUGCUUAAAUGGUGAAGAGUGUAAAGUGUUGCCUGACCUCAACGGCUGGUCCUGCAGUUCCGGGAAUAAAAUCAAAACUACCAAGGUCACGCGGUAAAGCAACACUUCUGUGGACAUGUGAUGACAACUCAUAAUUUCACACAAGCAUAUUUUAAAAUCAAACCUGCAAAUGUCAACAAAAAUGCACGCUUGAGCAGAAACGAGUGAACUGUGAACUAAGACUGUGAGAAGAGUUCAAGGCACUUGCUUGAUGAAAACCUAAAUAUUUAUAGUUCAAAUUAAUGAAAGAAAAGUAUCACGGUAUUUCCACAAAAAUAUUAAGCAGCACCUGUUUUUAAAAUGUUUCUUGAUUGGCAAAUCAGCAUAUUAGAAUGAUUUUUGAAGGAUCGGGUGAAAAUGAAGACUGGAGUAAUGAUGCUGAAAAAUCAGCUUUGCGUCACAGGAAUAAAUUACAUUUUAAAAUAUGUUCAGAUAUAAAAUUAUGGUUAUGGUUAUAAUAUUUCACAAUACUGAUUUUACAGUUUUAUUUUUGUUUUUACAGUUUUGUUUUUGGGUAAGCAUAAAUAGUAGAAUAGUAUAUUUUCCAAAAUAUCAUCUUUUGUGCGUCACAGAAAGAAAAAAAAAGUCAUGCAGGUGUUGAAAGACACAAGAGUGAGAAAUUGUUGAUUUGUGGGUGUACUAUGCCUUUAAAUAUUUUUGGAAAUCACAGGUAUGUUUUGGUUUUUCGCUCUCCAUCUUGAUUAAACCAUGUUGCACUAUAAUACGAAAAUCCGUUGUUCCCCAAAUUGUAACCAAGUUAACUCUGAUGUUGUUUUUGCACAGCAAAACAACUUCUGGAUGUCUGAUUUAGACAAAUAUUAAAAUAAAGCCCCUACCAACACACACACACAAACACACUGCCAGUUUCUUCAUUUUCAUCUGACUGACUUGACACACCACCUGCAAGUGGAGGCAAGUAAACAUGGAAGUUUGGAGCAAAACAAGCCCUGUUUGAUAUGGAAAUAGAACAGAGGAGUGUGAGAGUGUGUGUGUUUAUCUGGAUGUGUGAGAAAGACAGAUGGAGAACCAGACUAUGCUGGAGCCCAUGUGCUCCUGAGUUGUAGGUCAUUAUCAUAUUAGAGUUUAUUAAAAUUUUGAUUCCCGGGUUUGGAGAAGUCGGGGGCUCAGCUUUAAAUUAUGACUGUAAAAACAGUGAAAUUAUGUAUUUGUUUGCUUACACAAACACAUGUUGCGGAUCACCGCAGGUUCCAGUUUGUUAUUAAUUCACACCAGGGUCACCGCUGACUGUUUUGAAUGAUUUAUCAUGAGACUCAUUAAGACGCAUGACAAUACACUGAAUUAAUUUGCUGGUUUCAAAUAUAAAACUGAGAUUUUUGAAAGUGUUAAUGAAUAUUUCAUUAUUGAGGUGCCUCUCUGUAUCGUUAUUUAACCAUGAAGAAUGUGGGUAUUUUUUCACCUUGUCGCUCUGCAGUGCCCAUAAAAUUAUACCUGACAGUUUAAGUGGCAAGAGGGAAGAUGAAUUUGAAUGUAUUUCAAAAUAAACACAUUUCAAUUUUAAUGACACAGAACUCUCCUGGAGAGAGUAAUUGUUCUGUGUGGAGAUUCAGAAAACAGGGUAUUACUUAUGCAUGCCGUGCCUGGCAUCAGUCCCCCGGGGAGGGCCGGCGCGCUCCUGUAGUGUUUUAGAAGAGCCGAGGACAGUGGAUGUAAGCAUACCUGCUUGAAUUUAAACGACGUUGACGUCCAUAAUGAACUUAAUGGUGGGGUGCUUGAGUUUUACGUUCACACUCUUCUGUUUGCAUCGCAUUGUUAAUAAUAAGAGUGCAGCUGAAUAACUCGAUGUGCCAUUGUUCGCAUACUUUAAAAUAAGGAAAUGAGGAACUCAUGCCAACACGCUAUGCCAGCAUCUUAUUACAUCCAGCAGUGAGCGGAGGAAGACAGAGAAAAUUGUUUGGCUCUGUGGGAAAUAAAAAAUUCAAAUUAUCAACUCUUUUAGACGGGCAAUCUACCAUUACCAGGCUCAGGUGAAUCCCUCUUUUGGAGGGUAAAAUUAGUGGGAAUGGAUGUGGGGACAAAAAAAUCCCAAAUGUGUGUUCAUUGGUCAAAUAAUAACCCAAAUCCCAACUUAAAUCAUACUCACAGUGGGAUAGAGACAAGGAGGGAGAUGAACACGUCAUGUGACAUCUGUGUGCUAUUUUAAAGAGAAGGUUCAACUAAAAAUUAAGAUUCUGUCACCAUUUAUUCAUCCUUGUCACACCUCUGGACCUGUUGUGUUUUCUGUCCCCAUGCGCUCUUCAUGACCUAGUUUUUCCCUCAUGUUUGAUUGUCAUUUGGUUCAGGUGUGUCUUGUUUAUUACCCUUGUUUACUUUAGUACUUAUAGUGUAGUCUGUCCCUUGAUUCCUUUGUCUGGUGUUGUCUCUAUUUGAUUUGCUACAUGUGUCUCCAGCCUGCCCUGUGUUACCCUCUGUCUCAAAUAUUAAAGACUGUUGUCCUGCAUCUCCUU